This is a messenger RNA of Mangifera indica (mango), 3379 nucleotides long. Its product is annotated as pentatricopeptide repeat-containing protein At1g71490-like. Bases 395 to 2569 code for a protein of 724 amino acids. The transcript is spliced from 4 exons. The record is from RefSeq and is a predicted model, not a curated record. Lineage: Eukaryota; Viridiplantae; Streptophyta; Magnoliopsida; Sapindales; Anacardiaceae. Gene Ontology annotation, molecular function: RNA binding; protein binding. Gene Ontology annotation, biological process: RNA modification.
GAGGCACUGAAUACCGCUGCGAAUAAUUGAAUAAGUUAAAAAUAAUAAUUUCUAAAAUUGAAAAACCCAACACAGGACAGGACCGCCUCACUUCCUCUCUUGCACGUUCUCGUUUCCUUUGGCUCAUUUUCAACAGUUUAAAUUAGGUACAUUAAAGUUGGUUAAUUUAUGCAGAAGCCAAGGAAACUGAAUAAAUGUUAUGGCCUAGAAGUAGAUUGAAACUUUGUCAUAUAUCAGAAUCCAUUAUGAGAAUUUUACUCUAGGGUUAUAAAAUUGACUUGAAUUUUGAUCUGUUUGGAGUAAAUUGAACAGAGAGUGCUUUAUGUGCGAUUUUAAGUGAUAAUUAUGUUUAGGCAUACAAGUGUGGGCAAAAUUAGUAACAUAUGGAAAAGUUAUGAAUGGGAUUCCCAAAGACAGUGUGAGCUUGAGGAGAAUUUUGUUUCUAACCCAAAAAUGUAUGCCUAAUAAAUGGAAAGAAAGUUUUAAACGACUGGAUGUUCCAAACAAAUGCCCAUGUAUUUCCGGUGAUGAAUAUAUGAUGGAUGACCUUGUUGCAUCGCUGAAGGACUUUUCAAGCCAAGGACUUUUGGGUAAAGCAUUCAAAACUUUUUCUCUUAUACGUCUUCAUGCUUCCUCUAGAGAUAGCUAUUUCAAUAUUUUACUUUCUAUUUCUUCACUUUUAUUAUGUUGUAAUAAGGUUAAAGCACUCAGGCAGGGUAAACAACUUCAUGGUUGUGUAUUCUCAUUGGGGUUAGAACAACAUCCCAUUUUGGUUCCAAAGAUGGUUACUUUUUACUCGACGUUUAAUUUAGUUAUAGAUGCUCAUGUUGUUGUUGACCAUUCAAGCAUAUUGCACCCUUUACCAUGGAAUAUUCUUAUAUCUUUGUAUGUUAGAAAUGGGUUAUUUGCGGAGGCUUUGGGUGCUUAUAAACAAAUGGGAAGUAGGGGGGUUAGAGCUGAUAGUUUUACAUACCCAUCUGUUCUCAAGGCUUGUGGUGAAAUGAUGGACUUGGGAUUUGGAAGGGAGGUCCACAAGUCUAUUAAUUCUUGUGAUGAACAGAGUUUGUUUGUUAAUAAUGCAUUGGUUUCCAUGUAUGGGAAAUUUGGUGAAUUUGGGGUUGCACGCCGGUUAUUUGAUGAAAUGCUUGAGAGGGAUGCUGUUACUUGGAACACCAUGAUCUCUUGCUAUGCUUCCAGGGGCAUGUGGGAGGAGGCUUUUGAGCUUUUUGAGAAAAUGCAGAAGGAGGGUAUUGAAUUGAAUAUUAUAACUUGGAAUACUAUAGCUGGUGGUUGUUUGCGGACAGGCAAUUUCAAGGGAGCUCUUGAGUUGCUCUCCCAGAUCAGAACUCAUGGUGCUCAUUUGGAUUCAGUUGCCAUGAUUAUCGGCUUAGGGGCUUGUUCCCACAUUGGUGCCAUUAAAUUGGGUAAAGAGAUUCAUGGUUCUGCUAUUCGAUGUAGUUGUGAUGAGUUUGAUAAUUUUAGAAAUGCAUUGAUUACUAUGUAUACAAGGUGUAGAGACCUUAGGCAUGCCUAUACAAUAUUUCAGUUGAUAGAAACAAAAAGUAUUAUUACUUGGAACUCAUUGCUUUCUGGUUAUGCUCACAUGGACAGAUCUGAGGAAGCUUCCUUCAUAUUUAGAGAGAUGCUGCUUUCUGAGAUUGAACCAAAUUAUGUGACAAUUGCAAGCAUUCUUCCUCUUUGUGCUAGAGUUGCUAAUCUACAACAUGGCAAGGAGUUCCAUUGCUACCUUAUGAGGCGUGAAAUCUUUAAGGACUAUCUGUUACCAUGGAAUUCUCUUGUGGACAUGUAUGCAAGAUCUGGAAAAGUUGUGGAAGCUAAAAGAGUAUUUGAUUUGAUGUGCACACGAGAUGAAGUGACUUAUACUUCCUUGAUUGCUGGAUAUGGGAUUCAGGGAGAGGGGCAAGUUGCACUAAAACUAUUUGAAGAGAUGAACAAGUUUCAAAUCAAACCGGACCAUGUUACCAUGGUUGCAGUUCUAUCAGCUUGUAGCCAUUCAGGUUUAGUAGUUGAAGGUCAAAGGUUGUUUGAAGAGAUGUUGACUAUUUAUGGUAUAUCACCUCGUCUAGAGCACUUUGCUUGUAUGGUUGAUCUCUUUGGGAGAGCUGGUUUGUUGAAUAAAGCAAAAGAAAUCAUAAACAAAAUGCCUUACAAACCUACACCUGCCAUGUGGGCUACUCUGUUAGGAGCUUGUCGUAUACAUGGAAAUACAAAUAUUGGAGAAUGGGCAGCUGAGAAAUUGUUAGAAACGAGGACAGAAAAUUCAGGUUAUUAUGUAUUGAUUGCUAAUAUGUAUGCUGCUGCUGGUAGUUGGAACAAGCUUGCAAAAGUGAGGACUUUCAUGAGGGACUUGGGUGUGAGAAAAGCUCCAGGCAUUGCUUGGGUUGAUGUGGGCUCUGGUUUUUCUUCCUUUUUGGUGGGGGAUACAUCAAACCUCAAGGCAAAAGAGAUUUAUCCUUUAUUAGAUGGAUUGACUGGGCUAAUGAAAGAUGUUGGAUAUUCUGGAGAGGAACUUACUUCUGAUGAUGAUGCUAUUGAAGGAAUAGGAUGAAAAUGGAUAUUCCAAUUCCAAGAUUCUUGUUCUUUAGCAUUAUGAGUUGUACAUAGUUGAUUUCAUAUAUUCUUGUGGAGCCAAAGUGAAUUAUUUGGCAGGAAGAAUAUAUGUUUACAGAUAACUUAGCGCUCAUCAGGGGGAUAUCUUGGCACUGAGUAGGUGUUCCUUGUCGCUUCAACUUUAGAGAAAAUGUGAGCUGACACUUCCUUGUCUUGGAUCUGUUGCCAAUUCUAUUCUGUAUGCACAUGCUGCUUUUGACUGGCAAGGACGGGUUUUACUGAUGGAUCCUUGGUGGAAACCAGCUGUGAAGUGACAGGCGCAGGAUAGAGUCCAUCAAAGGUGACAGUAUAAGCUGAUCAGUGAUAUGGGAUUUGUUUGGUCGUAAGGUUGGUCCUUAAGGUUUACUUACAUUCUUGACAUAAACAUACACAUUUGUUUCAUUGAUGAACGCUUAACAAAUGGCUAUGAUAGCGCUUUUAUUGUAGAUAGUACCUUAAGCAUUGUUGAAUUGUUCAUUUCCUUUAUCAGCUUGUUGCUCGGCUCUUUUGAAGGGGCUUUUGCGACUUCAAGGACUUGGCUGGGGUUACUUAAAUAUUUAUGCGGAACCUAGCUGUUAUACGCAACAUUUCAGUUUCUUUCCAUUGCUAAGCCGUUGAGAAUUGGGAAAUUUGUUGUGGCAAAAUUGAAAUCUUGUACUCCGAAUUGUACAUCUUGUUUAAUUUUAAUUUAUUGGUUCAAUCACUUAAGAAUUACAUAACUGUAUUGCAUUGUUUACUUUGUUUCAUGAAACUGUGUUUUAAUGUUCAA